This is a messenger RNA of Pelodiscus sinensis (Chinese soft-shelled turtle), 545 nucleotides long. The record is from RefSeq and is a predicted model, not a curated record. Lineage: Eukaryota; Metazoa; Chordata; Testudines; Trionychidae.
GGGCCCCUGGCUCUUUCUGCAGCGGGGCGCUGUCGCCACAGGGAGCCAUGGCCCCGAAACGCAAGGCGCCGGCCAAGGCCCGGGCCCAGGGCAAGAAGGUGAAGCCAGAGCCGGAGCCGGAGCCGGAGGAGGACAACGUCCGCUCCACCGUGCAGGCGCUGAAAUCCGCCCCCAAGGAGAAGGUCAAAGCCAAGAUCGAUUCUGCCUGUCAGCUGAGCAAUGACACCGCUGCCCAGAUCCACGAGGACUACGACUGCAUGCUGAACCAAACCGACAUCGGGAACAACAACAACAAGUUCUACAUGAUCCAGCUCAUCGAGCAGGGCGGCACCUACAGCUGCUGGAACCGCUGGGGGCGCGUGGUGAGUGCCUGCCAUCCUGCUUGUGACCGGGAGCUGACGGUGGAAGGCAGGAAGGUGGUGGUGCCGCAGGGGGAGCCCGUCCCGGUGGCCACGUACCAGGACUCCUACUUCAGCCAGAGCGAGUACCUGAUCUACCAGGAGAGCCAGUGCCAGCUCCGCUACCUGCUCCAGCUCCCACUCUGA